This is a messenger RNA of Cyphellophora europaea CBS 101466, 345 nucleotides long. RefSeq lists its product as uncharacterized. The record is from RefSeq and is a predicted model, not a curated record. Lineage: Eukaryota; Fungi; Ascomycota; Eurotiomycetes; Chaetothyriales; Cyphellophoraceae. The coding region runs from base 1 to 345 and encodes 114 amino acids. The transcript is spliced from 2 exons. Gene Ontology annotation, cellular component: endoplasmic reticulum membrane. Gene Ontology annotation, biological process: vacuolar proton-transporting V-type ATPase complex assembly.
AUGGCUUCACAUCGUGGCACCGUAUCUUCGAGCCUUUCCGAGAAGACGGUAACGCCCUCCCAGGGUGGCGCAGAUCCUGGCCCAUCGGACACAUCUCCUGCCGUACCAGCCGAUGUGAUCUACAAGCUCUUGGGAUUCACGCUCGCCAUGAUCGUCUUCCCUAUUGGGAGCUACUUCUUCACAUUGAAAACGGUAUUCAAAGCAGGAAAUGCAACUUAUGCCGGUGGCUUUGCAGCAAUCAUGGCAAAUGUUGUGCUGGUCGGCUAUGUGAUCGUUGCUAUGCGGGAAGAUCAGAGCGACAAGCUGGAGGCGGAGCGAGCGAAGAAAGGCAAGAAAGCCCAGUGA